GCCGCCGGGACAGAGAGAGGAGAGUUAGAUUCGAGAAAAGUGCUUUGAUCUCUCUUCUUCUCGUUAAUCUCAAACGCAAGAUUCCUUCCUUCAAGGGUUUUCUAUCGUUUUGGGGAACGAAGAUCGUAGUGGAGUGAUUGCGAUUUUUCUCUCGAUCGAUUCGAUAGAUAGAUGGCAUCAGAGGAUGUGAAGAGGAGCGAAUCAGCAGCUGUAUCAACGAUCGUGAAUCUGGCGGAGGAAGCGAGGGAAGGAGUCAAAGCUCCGGGCUAUGCUGUCCUCAGCAUCUGCAAGUCUCUCUUCGCCGGUGGCGUCGCUGGUGGAGUGUCACGAACUGCAGUUGCACCUCUGGAGAGGAUGAAGAUAUUGCUUCAGGUGCAGAAUCCACAUAACAUAAAGUAUAGUGGGACUGUUCAAGGGUUGAAGUAUAUUUGGAGAACGGAAGGUCUUCGUGGUCUGUUCAAAGGAAACGGAACCAACUGUGCUCGUAUUGUUCCUAACUCGGCUGUCAAGUUUUUUAGCUAUGAACAGGCUUCCAAGGGUAUACUGUACUUGUAUCGUCAGCAGCCAGGAAAUGAAAAUGCCCAACUCACUCCUCUUUUACGGCUUGGAGCUGGUGCAACUGCUGGAAUAAUAGCCAUGUCUGCAACAUACCCUAUGGAUAUGGUUCGUGGAAGGCUUACUGUCCAGACGGCAAACUCUCCUUAUCAAUAUAGAGGAAUUGCACAUGCUUUGUCCACUGUCCUGCGUGAGGAAGGCCCACGAGCCUUGUACCGUGGUUGGCUUCCGUCAGUGAUUGGAGUUGUUCCAUAUGUGGGGUUGAACUUUGCGGUCUAUGAGUCUCUAAAGGACUGGCUAGUCAAAGACAAUCCAUUCGGACUAGUGGAGAACAACGAGCUGACCAUUAUCACAAGACUCUCUUGUGGUGCUAUAGCUGGAACAGUUGGUCAAACAAUUGCUUAUCCACUGGAUGUGAUUCGUAGGAGAAUGCAAAUGGUUGGGUGGAAAAGUGCCUCCUCUGUUAUUACAGGCGAGGGGAGAAGCAAGGGUGCGCUUGAAUACAGCGGUAUGGUUGAUGCAUUUAGGAAGACAGUUCGUCAUGAAGGCUUUGGAGCAUUGUACAAGGGUUUGGUCCCCAACUCAGUGAAGGUUGUACCAUCAAUUGCGAUUGCGUUUGUGACAUAUGAGAUGGUGAAAGACGUUUUAGGAGUGGAGUUUAAGAUAUCAGACUGAGUCCAUUUGAUGAUACCUUCAAGAAGAGAGAGAGAAAGAGAGCAGGACACUUCUAUUUUUGUAGCCAGAGGAGACAGAAGGGAAGUUCAGAAGUUGUAGGGGGCUUUUAUUUCAAUCUCCUUUCAUCAUAUCCGUGGAAGGGGAUAAGAGGCUAUAGGUCAUUCAUUAGCCAAACCUUUUAUUUUUCUUUUUCGUUUUCUCUAUUUUUAUAGAUUGUUUCUUCAGAAUCAGAAUAAGUCCAGAGGCAAACCUUUAUCAAAACAUUCAAACCUGUUUUUGCUGUUGGAGCUCUUGUGUUUGCAGGUUUUGGUUGGGUCUUUUGACGUUAAGUUUCCACUAUUGUUAUGACUCUCGUGGAUUAGAUUGAAUAAUUCUGCGUUUCUUGUAGUUUUCUUUUCUUACGAAUUUGUAUCGUCUAAGACAAGAUUCAUGAUGUGUGUGCUACUCUAUCAGUGUUUUAUGUGAAACAAAACUCAAAAGAAAAAAGGUGAUACUUAAAAGAA
Eruca vesicaria subsp. sativa (arugula) is the source of this 1733-nucleotide messenger RNA. The record is from the annotation of a GenBank genome assembly. Lineage: Eukaryota; Viridiplantae; Streptophyta; Magnoliopsida; Brassicales; Brassicaceae.